Messenger RNA from Solea solea (common sole), 1936 nucleotides. It is a transcript of the gene aire, whose product is annotated as autoimmune regulator. Gene Ontology annotation, molecular function: DNA binding; translation regulator activity; DNA-binding transcription factor activity, RNA polymerase II-specific. Gene Ontology annotation, cellular component: nucleus; cytoplasm. The record is from RefSeq and is a predicted model, not a curated record. Lineage: Eukaryota; Metazoa; Chordata; Actinopteri; Pleuronectiformes; Soleidae. Gene Ontology annotation, biological process: humoral immune response; regulation of transcription by RNA polymerase II. The transcript has 13 exons.
AUGUCCAGAGUAGAGGCUUUCAGGGACAAAAACCUACGCUCCCUACUGAGGGAGUUGCGAACUGACAUUGCGAUGGCUGUGGACGACCCCUUCCCUCUUGUCUAUGGUCUGGCAGACAAAAACAUCAUCACUGACCAAAUGCUUAAGGACACUUUAGAGAAGCAGAGCAGUGAGGGGAUCCACAAGGCCAUGUACUCACUCCUGUCCUGUGUCCUCGAGCAGAGCAGAUCCACCGUCCAGGCUUUCUGGCGCAACAUGACCAAAGAUUAUAACCUGGACAGCUACCCCAAACUGCAGACACUGGUCACUCACCUGCACUCGAAACGAGACACUACAGGUUCCAAGAGUGAGAAGAAAUCUUCUGGAUGUGACAAAAGUCUUCACGUGAAGAAGAGGAGCCACGAGGAGAGAAAGAACAGUUCCAAUAAGUUCUCGCAGUAUCAUGCAAAGACAAGUGAUGGUCCAGGGGGUAAAGUGAAAUUGUACAGAGUGAAGAGUGAAGCUCCAGCACCUCAGCUACAAUCUGGAAAUAGUGUGCAGCCAGUGUCCUCCUCAGUCCAGAGGGGAGUCGUCCUGUCCUCCUCCUCCUCCUCCACUGAGCUGUCAAUCAGCCACAAACCCAGAGAGACGAUCCACAUCCAGCAGGUGUUUGGCUCAGAUGUACUGAAGACAUCAGCAGGGAGUGCCAGGAAGUGCAUCAACAUCGGUGGAGAUUUUUACUCCCAAGGUCCAUUAGAGGAAGCGUGCUCAGCGUCCGUGCACAGUGCAGCUCACAGCUUCUGUUAUUCUUCAUGACACACAGUCUGUAUUUGCCUUAUACUGUUUGUAUGUCGUGUGUGUGUGUGUGUGUGAAUGUGUGUUUAGGGCCAUUAUAAUGAUGACGAGUGUACUGUAUGUAAGGAUGGAGGAGAGCUGAUCUGUUGUGAUGGUUGCCCUCGAGCUUUUCAUCUGACCUGCCUUGACCCUCCACUCACGUCCAUACCAAGUGGUUCGUGGCAGUGUGAGAUGUGCUGUGAGAACAGAGUGAAACGAGAGGAACCGCUGCUACCUUUACAAUCACUCGUGGCCCAGCCUCAGCAAACCAACUCCAUCAUAGACACCGCCUUCUACUCCUCGCUGUCGUCCUCUUCGCUCACAAGUAUCUGUGCAGAUUCUACGAAUCAUCCCACUGCCAGAAACCAUAGCUCAGGUGUGAAUCAACUCAGUGUGAGAGAAGUGUGUGGCGUCUGUCGCCUCGGAGGAGGAGACUUGACCCGAUGCCUACAGUGUUUUGAGCGUUUCCAUGUGCACUGCCUCUUCUCCAAAGGGAGAUCCAUCUGCCUGUCCUGCUCCAGACCCUGGGCCAGCUCUGCCGAAAAAGAGGCUGAAUCCAGAGGCACACAGGUCGCCCCAGUGGUUCAGAACACACUCAGCCAUGAUCACAGCUCUUCAGUCCCUGAGCCCAUCCUCCAUAAGGACGAUCUGGACUCCAUCCUGGCAGAUAGCUCCAUUGACGGCAUCUUACAAUGGGCUUUCAACAACAUAUCCCGAACUCUUCCAGACUCACAAGGAUGUUACCAGUGACUGUAGGACAUACUGCACACAUGCAUGGGCUCUCAACAUCUACAGUAAACCCUUUUUUAUGAGCCUGCACAUCAGCCAACAAAAAUGUUCUAGCAUCUUUCUUACUGUGUCUAGUAUACUUUUAAAUCAUAAGAUACCAAGGUAAAUGGGAGUUUCUGUACAAACUGCAGUAAAUACACUUUAAAUGUGCCAUUAUUCCACCACUGUAAGCCUGUUAUUUCACCUGCAUGUGAUUCACAUGAUUUUAUACCGCAGGGGAACAGCAGUGUUGUAGAGGAUAGAAGACAACCUCAAAUUAAACCACAGACUGCACAGGAACAGUGUCUCAUCACAGCAAAUAAACAUGUGUGUACAUACAGUAUGUGUAGUUAUG